Molecule: messenger RNA, 1818 nt
Organism: Rhea pennata
Lineage: Eukaryota; Metazoa; Chordata; Aves; Rheiformes; Rheidae
Gene: PLA2G10
Product: phospholipase A2 group X
Exons: 5
Coding region: 472-948 (158 amino acids)
Biological process (GO): arachidonate secretion; lipid catabolic process; phospholipid metabolic process
Molecular function (GO): calcium ion binding; phospholipid binding
Source: RefSeq, a predicted model, not a curated record
UGCGGCGGUGAGAAGGUGCAGCGCCGCCCGGGGCGCCAGGCCGCGCACCGCUGGCCCUGCGGAGGCGGCCGUUAGGACGGGCUGCCCGCGGCUCGGCGGGGCUUCCGCCGGCGGUGAGCGCUCUGAGGGCGGUUCGGGUGCAACGCAGAGCGCGGAGCUAAGCCUGGACGUGCCGCCGGGUAAAAUUGAAUUACUAAAAAUGGCCGUAAAGUGCUGUACUUACUGCACUUGGAAAGCAAAGCAAAUUCCGUGCUAGAAUUAAGAUGCCGGACAAACUAUUCAGGGUUUGUAAUCGCGAGCACCUUCCAAAAGAGGUCCAGGGGCACAGCGUGCCUACCCUGGCGCAGCGAGAGCGGGAGCUGCGGAGCAGUUACUUCAGUUACAGGAUAAAUUACAACUUAUUGAGUGAAAUAUGUAACCUGUGAAGAAAGUUUGGUGAUAUUCAAGAUAGUUUAUCAGUUAUUGAAUGGCAUGGAAAUAACCAGGAUACACUGCAGCUGGCCCAGGAAGGUGAAAAUAUCCAGAUACGUUUACAAAGGCACUGUUGGGGAAGCUCAUUUUAGGAAUCGAAGAGGAAUUCUUGAAUUAGCUGGAGCCAUCAGAUGUACUACAGGACGUUCUCCUUUUGCCUACCUACGCUAUGGAUGCUACUGUGGUCUGGGAGGAAAAGGCUGGCCCAAGGACAAAGUAGACUGGUGUUGUUUUAACCAUGACUGCUGCUACGGUAAGGCAGAGCAAGCAGGCUGUCACCCCAAGAUAGAAAGUUACAGUUGGGAAUGUGAAGACAAUGCUGCUGUGUGUGAAUCACUAGAAGACAGAUGUCAAAAAAUGGCAUGCGAAUGUGACCGCGAAGCUGCCAAGUGUUUUUCUAAAGCUCCCUAUCACACAAAGUACCUUUUGUGGCCAGAUUUUAUGUGUGGUGAGAUUCAGCCUUUCUGUAGAUAUUAGACACAGGAUAUCAGUCUUCAUGAAAACUCUGUAUGUAUUUAAAUCUAAAGACAAUUUUUUCUCACCACAGUGGUGAGCACAAACGAUCUCUUCCCUUUCUUGAUCCUCCUUUCUACCACUCCAACUCUUCCAGCCCAAAACAGACAAACCAAACAUUUGUCCUCUUGUUUAUCUUUCAUUGCACUAAAAGCAAAUUCAUUAUUUCUAACAUAAGCUUUUACUGAUUAAAUACUAAAUAGGAAUUUGAGUUCAUCAGCUUAAGAAGUAACUGACUUAAAACUCACUUGGUUUACCUUCAGAUUCACAGUACCAUUCACUGAAAUUUUUCAUCCACCCUCUCCAUUGGGUAUAUGAUACCAUCCUUCCUGCUAACAUUUAACUUAACUCUGAUUUGUGACAUGUUAACAUUUGUUCUUUGACCUGACAAGAAAAAAAAUGCAUGAAGUGACAGUGUCACUUGUCAGUGUAGAGAGCUCUCUUAUCUACAUUAAACACUCAUUACCAAACCUAAUUUUAAAUUUGCAUCUCAUUCUACUUAAGUCUUAUCUGCAUUAAAAAAUGCAUAAUGUAUUUUUAAUGAUUUUUUUAAUACUAUUUUCUUAGAAAUUGUUCAUUUAAUACAGCUCUAGCUUCUCACUCUGUGUACACCUUGAGUUUCCUAUAGACAGAGGUAAAAGAAACUGUACCUUUAAAACUUUAGAGCCAUAUUGAGUGCAAAUGUAAACUGGCAAUAAGAUGGAUAUCAGAACUAUACACCUCAUAAGGUUGUAAAGAUGGUUAUAGCUAGGGUCACAUCACAGUUUUUGAAAAACUUUUAUGAGGAGAAAUCAAGAACAAGAAUUGCUGAAUAAAACACUUUAUUACUGAUAA